AAUAUAAAUGUGAUUCAUUCAAUACAAAAAAAUAGCAAGUCAAGUCUUCAAUAUCAUGUGUCUGCCUAUGUAGAGUGAUUCAAAUCACUCACUAACGAGUUUGAAAUAUUUAAUCAUUCUUUCCAAUCGUUUGUAAUUAAUACUUGACUUUAUCCUUGCUUGAGACGAUCACAAAUGCUCUGUAGUUGGUAUUAUAUUUGUGAUUACUUAACACUUGCUUACAUUUACAGAUUAAUCAAUCCUUUAUCUUAUCAUUUGAAUGUGUUUUCUGUAUGUUCAUUUCCAUUAUUUUUUUUUAGCAUGUGAACAGGACUUUUAUUUUGGUGUGGGGAUAUGACGUCAUAAGUCUGCGCCAAGCUCCUGCAUCUGUUGUGAUUCUGCUGAAGAAAGAGUGUCCAAACACACAGAAAAACUGGUGAAGCGACUGAGAUCCACGUGACACACUAUUAUAAAGAUGGAGUUUAUUAAAGAGGAGAGUGAAGAUGUGAAGAUUGAAGAAACAUUCAGAGUCAAACAUGAAGAAACUGAGGAACAAAAAGACCUGAUGGCAUUGAAAGAGGAGAGUCAAGAACUGAAUGAAAUAGAAAAGAAAGACCAGUAUGAGAAUCAUGAUCUUAUUACUGGAGAAAAGUCAUUUGGUUGCUCACAGACUGAAAAGUCUUCACGAAAAAGAGCAAAUGGAAGUUAUUUCACCUGUCAACAGUGUGGAAAAAGUUUCAACAGAAAAGAACGUCUUAAAGGUCACAUGAGAACUCACACUGGAGAGAAGCCUUACACCUGCUCUCAGUGUGGAAAGAGCUUCAAUGAAAAAGGAAACCUUACAAAACACAUGAGAAUUCACACUGGAGAAAAGCCUUUUACCUGCCAACAGUGUGGAGUAAGUUUUACUCGAAAAGAAAUCCUUAACAGGCAUGUUAGAAUUCACACUAAAAAGAAGUCUUUCACCUGCAAACUGUGUGGAAAUAUUUUCGUUAAUAAAGGAAGCCUCAAAAGCCACAUGAGGAUUCACACUGAAGAAAAGCCUUACAACUGCAAACUGUGUGGAAAGACUUUUAUUCAAAAAGGAAGCCUCAAAAGCCACAUGACAAUUCAUAGUGGAGAGAAGCCAUUCACCUGCAAAAUGUGUGAAAAUAGUUUCAAUCGAAAAGCAAGCCUUAAAAGCCACAUGAGAAUUCACACUGGAGAGAAGCCUUACACCUGCCCUCAAUGUGGAAAGAGUUUCACACAUAAACCAACUUUUAAUAACCAUGUGAGAAUCCACAGCGGAGAGAAGCCAUUCGCCUGCAAACUGUGUGGAAAGAGUUUCCUUCGAGAAGCAAGCCUUAAAAACCACAUUAGGCUUCAUACUGGAGAGCAGCCUUACGUAUGCUCUCAGUGUGGGAAGAGUUUUGCAUAUAAAACAACUUUUAAUGCCCACAUGAGAAUUCAUACUGGAGAACACACUUACACAUGCUCUCAAUGUGGAAGGAGUUUUGCAAAUAAGCCCACUUAUAACGCCCACAUCAGAAUUCAUACUGGAGAGCAUCCUUACACCUGCUCCCAGUGUGGAAAGAGUUUCACUGAAAAAGUAACCCUUAACAGGCACAUGAGAAUUCACACUGGAGAAAAGCCUUUUACCUGCCAAAAGUGUGGAAAGAGUUUCACUGAAAAAGGAAACCUUACAAAACACAUGAGAAUUCACACUGGAGAGAAGCCUUUCACCUGCCCUCAGUGUGGAAAGAGCUUCACUCAUAAAGCACACCUUAAAAAACACAUGAACAUUCACACCGGAGAGAAGCCUUACACCUGCCAACAGUGUGGGAAGAGCUUCACAACAGAAAUAAACCUUAGGAAUCACAUGAUCAGUCACACUAGAGAGAAGCCGUUCACAUGUGGUCAGUGUGGAAAGAAUUUCAAACGUAAAGUAUCCCUUAAAUCCCACAUGAAGGUUCACAAUUAAUUCUGUUCAUUGUAAUAUUUUUUUUUGCCAUUAAAUGUUCAGAAAUUCCUGACAAGUCAUGCUUAUGUGAGACCCCAUUUUUGUUCUUUGUGUGCAAAGUGUCUAAAAUGGCACUAAAAAAUAUGUAUUGGUGUGAAAAUUAAGACUAUGCUCAUGCCGCAACUGAAUUUGGUUCAAAUUUUACUGCCCAUCUGCUUUGCCAUUAUUUAAAAAAUUGAGUGGUUGCAGUAAACAUGCUCUAACUGUAUGCGGGUGUCACUCCAUUUGGUAUUUUGACAAUUCAGAAUCAAAUUCUUAGUUAAACUUCUGUCUUGCAGUGAAAUGCUCAGGGCUGGCACUACCCAUAGGCAGAGCAGGCAGUUGCCUAGGGCAGGGGUGCUCUGGUUCUGGAGAGCCCCAGUCUUGCAAAGUUUAGCUCCAACCCUGAUAAAACGUCACCUGCCUAUAGCUUAAUAACAACCUUUCAAACCUUGAUUAGCUUGUUCAGGUGUUUGAUUAGGGUUGGACCUGAACUUUGCAGGACUGUAGCUCUCCAGGAACAGGGUUCGCCACCCUGGCCUAGGGCCUCCAGCUUUGAUGCAGGGCCUCCAUAACUGUAACAUCCACUUAUCAAUAGUCCACCAAUCAAGAUGGGCAGCAAAAUACUAGGCCCUUUGUUCAUUGGAUAUAGAUGAAUUAACACUCACCAGUAAUGAAGCCAAUUUUUCUGACCUUAUCAAAGUGUGUCCCACCUUCUGAAUAAAAGAAAAAUCUGGUA
Messenger RNA from Megalobrama amblycephala (Wuchang bream), 2696 nucleotides. Its product is annotated as gastrula zinc finger protein XlCGF57.1-like. The record is from RefSeq and is a predicted model, not a curated record. The transcript has 3 exons. The coding region runs from base 455 to 1939 and encodes 494 amino acids. NCBI's taxonomy places the organism in Eukaryota, Metazoa, Chordata, Actinopteri, Cypriniformes, Xenocyprididae.